UGACAAACAAGGAAGUUUAAAUGUAACCUUUCAUUAAACCAAAAUGUAAAUUUUCUCUACAGCAAGGCGGUUUUUUUUCUUUAAAUUAAAUAAUUUUCUGUCUGACAGUCUGCUGGAAUAUUAAGGACUUCAAGUGGCCUGACAAAUAGCAGUGAAUAGAACAUAACGUUAGCGGUCGCGUGUUAAGUUGUAAUGUUAAUGCAACGUUUUGUGAGGACAAAAUGUUUGCGUCGCUCCUGAUAACUGCGUUAACUGUAUUGUUUCCAUUUGGACAUACAUCACUGCCUCUCGUUAUCAAUACGUGGCCGUUCAAGAAUGCAACGACUGCAGCGUGGCAUACCCUGCAGUCUGGUGGCACAGUGUUGGAUGCAGUGGAGAAGGGCUGUGCCCUCUGUGAAAUGGAGCAGUGUGAUGGCACUGUAGGCUAUGGUGGGAGUCCAGAUGAGUCUGGUGAGACCACGCUGGAUGCCAUGAUCAUUAACGGGGAUACAAUGGAAGUGGGUGCAGUUGCUGAUCUGAGAAGAAUCAAGAAUGCCAUUGGAGUAGCGAGAGCUGUGAUGGAGCACACUGAGCACACAGUGCUAGUAGGAGAGUCAGCCUCUGUGUUUGCUGAAAACAUGGGCUUCGUCGCAGAAGACCUGACUACCAACAAAUCUAUGAAUAUUUUCUCACAGUGGCUGAAGGGCAACUGCCAACCUAAUUAUCGAAAGAAUGUGAUUCCAGAUCCUUCCAAGUCUUGUGGACCUUACAAGCCCAGAAUGACACUGAAACAGAAGAAGAGGGCACAACAUGCUAAUACGCGCUCCCACGACACCAUAGGGAUGAUUGUUCUCGAUCAAAAUGGUCACGUGGCUGCUGGUACAUCCACCAACGGACAAACUCACAAAGUUCCAGGUCGUGUUGGGGACUCUCCUAUUAUUGGAGCAGGGGCCUAUGCAGACAGCUCAGCUGGUGGUGCUGCAGCUACUGGAGAUGGAGACAUCAUGAUGCGUUUUCUGCCAAGUUACUUGGCUGUGGAGUUGAUGAGGACCGGGGCAGAUCCCUCUGUAGCCUGCAAGACGGCCAUUUCCAGAAUCAAGAGGCAUUACUCAGAAUUCUUUGGAGCCAUCAUCUGCGCUAACACAACAGGCCAUUAUGGUGCGGCCUGUAACAAAGUCCCUGGCUUCUCGCAGUUCCACUACAUGGUGUCCAACUCAGAGUCAGACACACCACUGCUGAAAUCUGUGGACUGCUUUUAAAUGCUGGGCGAUUGUGUCUAUAUAAAUUAACGGUCUCU
Scatophagus argus is the source of this 1276-nucleotide messenger RNA. It is a transcript of the gene aga, whose product is annotated as aspartylglucosaminidase. The coding region runs from base 222 to 1238 and encodes 338 amino acids. Gene Ontology annotation, biological process: protein deglycosylation. Gene Ontology annotation, cellular component: lysosome. The transcript is spliced from 9 exons. The record is from RefSeq and is a predicted model, not a curated record. Gene Ontology annotation, molecular function: N4-(beta-N-acetylglucosaminyl)-L-asparaginase activity. Lineage: Eukaryota; Metazoa; Chordata; Actinopteri; Scatophagidae.